Molecule: messenger RNA, 2147 nt
Organism: Parasteatoda tepidariorum (common house spider)
Lineage: Eukaryota; Metazoa; Arthropoda; Arachnida; Araneae; Theridiidae
Gene: noc
Product: zinc finger protein no ocelli
Biological process (GO): negative regulation of DNA-templated transcription
Cellular component (GO): nucleus
Source: RefSeq, a predicted model, not a curated record
GGAAAUCUCCCUCACACUUUUCGUCUACCAUUGCGAAGUGUUGUUGAUAGUGGCGUGGUUGCAGUUUAAUUUUCGAGCGUGCUACGAUCACAUGUUGAUAUGAUAUUGAUAAACAUCAGUGCUUUGAUAUUAUAGGAUUUUCAACCGUUUUUUAAGUGAAUUUUUUUGUGCUUCUGCAGUAUGUGUGAUUAUUGAUAUUAUGUUGAACGGAAACCAAUAUUUGAGACCUGAAUAUUUAUCCCCCUUGUCCACAACUUUGGAUACCAAAAAAAGCCCGUUGGCUCUUCUUGCUCAAACAUGUAACAGCAUUGGUGCUAAUAUUGGGAGUGACAACCCAAACAACAAACACGUCAUAUCUGGACUUGAAAAGACCAAAGACAGUAGCGACUCAAAGAAAGACAAGUCACCUGUUAUUAUCAGUGAUGAUCAUAGUAACAGCAAACCAUCUUUCAAACCGUAUGAAUCUGUCAUCAAGAAAGAGGAAUCUGACUUCAACGGCAAAAAGACGCCCAAUUCAAAGACUAGUACACCGUCAUCUGUUAAUCACAUAUCUCCAGCAAUAAGCACUGGUUCUUGUGGGAAAAGCUCGCCAGAUGCAUCUGAAAAUGGCAGAAGCAGUUCUCACAAACAAUCGGAAUCAACUGUAUCUCACGCGCCUUCAACUACCUCUGAUACCUCUCCUUCAACUUUGAGUUCUUCUCAAAAUACCCUGAGCGGACUAGGGUAUGGUUCAUCUUCUGGCUUGGACUUGACGCGUAAUGAUGGCAAGGACGGUUAUCCUCCACUUGGACUUAGUGCUUACAAGGGCUUAGGUUUGAAUCCCUUAGCAAAUUGUAAUGGUUGUGGUCCGAUUCCAGGACAUGGCAUGGAUGCUCAUGCUUUUCAAGGAGUUGCUCAAAGUGGUUUGCUUAAAGCAAAUGGUUUUGGUUUGACACCAGGACUAUCACCUUAUCUUGGAUAUGCGAGGCUAAGAACUGCUAGUGGUGGUCAUGCUAUAGUACCAGUCUGUAGGGAUCCGUCAUGCACGAACUGUCAAUAUAGUAUGCAAGGUGCUCAACUUUCUCCCUGUCCUAGUGGGUGUACGCAGUGCACGCAUGACCGAUUAGGAUCUGUUCCAGGAUUGGGACAAGGACUAGUUCCUGGUUUGAAUAGCUCAGUAGCUGCCAUGGCUGCAGCUGCCAGCAUGUCUGGUUUAUAUCCUCCUUCGUUGAUGUCCAGGCCAAAUGUUUGUAGCUGGGUUGUUGGUGAUACGUAUUGUGGCAAAAGAUUCAGUACUUCUGAGGAGUUGCUGCAGCAUCUUAGGACUCACACGAACUUACCAACUUCUGAGCCAUCAUUAUCACUGCUGUCUCCAGCAUUUAGCCUGGCGUCAUCGAACUUGAAUGCUGCGUGCCAUAUGCAUUUUAGCUCACCUACCACUUUAACUUCUCCAGCUGGUCUAAGAAGGACAUAUCCAACUAGUUUAAGCCCUGUUAGUUCACUCUCUGCUGCAAAUCGAUAUCAUCCGUAUAAGCCUACCUUAUCAGGUUUACCCGGAGCACCAAUUCCUCAAUUAGGACAUCCAGGUUUAGGUGUAUACUAUCCUUACAGUCUGUAUGGGCAGAGACUUGGACCACCAGUACAUCCUUAGCUCGCUCAUAAACAAUCUAUAUUUGUAUAGGUUUUUCAUUGAUAUUCAGAAAAUUCUAAAUUAUCUUCAAAAUGCUUUAUUACUUUAAUAGUUUCUAUGACCAAAGCAAUGACAUAAUUUAAGUGUAUAUAUAAUAGACUAAGUUACUAAAGAAUUCUGACAAAGCAAAUGUAAUUAUUGGUCGAAAUUCUGUACAUUUAUAUUGUGAUACACUUUAAAUAUCGUUGCAAUUCAUUAACUUACAGAAAAAAAAUUUUGGCUUUAAUUUUACUACUGAAAUGUCAAAAUAAAAUUACGGCCUCAUUUCUUUUUUAAAUUUUAAAAUCAUUUAUUUCAAAGACUUAAAAUUGAUUGUUGACUUUUAAAACUUUUUAAAUUAUAAUACGUUUAUUUUUAUACAUUAUUAAUCUUCUUUUCGACUUAACAUGAAAAUGUGCUGAUAAAUCAAAUUUGAAUAUCAUUUGUAAUGAUAACUGCAUGUUUUCAUAUCUUAUCUUAACACCUCAUGAAUGCAUAC